CCCCAGCUCUAGACUGAUGUCUCAGGGGCUUAGGCCCCCACCCCGAGUCGGAGAGCCAGAUUGGGGUUUAGGUGGGGGGGAGCGCGAAGCUUGGUGCCCUGAAGGGAGACAGGAGUUUGGAGGAGGUUGGAGGGUACAUGGAGCGGGCGGACUCUUGGGUUCCCAAGGACCUCUGGGCCCUCAACAAGACCCUGGGACCUGGGUUCUCUGGCAGGGUGAGCGUAAAGGGGUGAACGCCUGGAUUCCCAAGAGAGGGAUGGGGCUGUGGAUGCUGGGGUCCAUGGAAGGUGUUGUCAGGGGCUGUCACUUCUGAAUGGAGCAGGGGCUGCUGGUACAGUACCCUGGGUCUGUGACCAGCUGGAGGUCAUAUGGUCAUAUCCCUGGAGCCCUGAGGGGCUGGUUUGAGGCUGGAAUUUCUGAAUGAGGCAGGGACCAGGUGGGGAAUGCUGGCCAUCCCAGUCGCCCCAAGGCCAGGGGUCAGGGAGCUGGGUCCCAGUAGAGGUUAGAGUUGGCUCUGAUUUAGAGCGAGUGGCCCCUGUGGGAAUAGGAACUGCUGAUCCCCUGGGUCCCCAUGGGGAAGGAUCCCCUGUUGGAUUCCAGACUUGGGUGGAGUCUUUGGGGGAGGUUCCAUGUUGCCCCAGGCCUGGUUGGUACCUGCUUGAGCUGGGGUAUGAGCAGGGCCAGGGGAGGGAGGCUGACCCUUGCAGCCUGAUUGGGACUUGGGACCCCGCCCAUCCUUAGCUGUCCACCUUGGCCUUCUCCCUCUAGUGGCACCAGGACUUCUGUCUUGCCUCCCCCCUUCUCUUCCUCCCUUUCCCUCCUCCCGCCCCUCCAUUACCGGCUGCCUAGCGCUGAAUUAUUGAUGACCCCUGAUUACCCGGGGGUUUGGGAAAUGACAACAACCGCAGCCCCCCCAACUCUCCCGCCCAGGCUGCCCACCACCUCUAGGGACCAGCCAGCCCACCACCAACCUCUACCCAAGGUUAAUGCUGGGGGCGGGUAGGUAGGUGGGCAGGGAAGAAGCUGAGGAUGAGAAGGCAGGAGGGGGAGCAGGCUACAGAGAGCGGUGCCUGUUCAGUCUUGAGGCCCUCCAGCCAGGUUGGGUCCGUGCACCCGGGUCUGGGUAGGGCAGUGCAGCACAGAGGGUCCAGGGCUUGAUGGGGGGCGGGGGGGGGGCGCUCUCUCAGACAGUCUGGGUUUCACUCUCCAGGGAAGACAGAAGCCUCUGUGUGUGCAAGCGCUGACCUCAUCGUCAACCAGCCACCCCACCCCUCCUGGUCCUUUUAAGAAAAAAAAAAAAUCCUCCUCUCGGGGCCUAGGGUGGGAGUAAGGGCUCCGGGUUUGCCUUCCCGGAUUGGGCCUACAAGCCGGAGUCAUCCCCCGGCUCGAGGCAGAUCCAGCUGUGGCACUUUAUCCUGGAGCUGCUGCGGAAGGAGGAGUACCAGGGUGUCAUCGCCUGGCAGGGGGACUACGGGGAAUUCGUCAUCAAGGACCCCGACGAGGUGGCUCGGCUCUGGGGUGUCCGCAAGUGCAAGCCCCAGAUGAAUUAUGACAAGCUGAGCCGGGCCCUGCGCUAUUAUUACAACAAACGUAUUCUGCAUAAGACUAAGGGGAAACGGUUCACCUACAAGUUCAACUUCAACAAACUGGUGCUGGUUAAUUACCCUUUCAUCGAUGUGGGGUUGGCUGGGGGUGCGGUGCCCCAGAGCGCCCCGCCAGUGCCGACAGGCAGCAGCCACUUCCGCUUCCCUCCCUCGACGCCCUCCGAGGUGCUGUCUCCCACCGAGGACCCCCGCUCACCACCGGCCUGCUCUUCGUCCUCAUCCUCCCUCUUCUCGGCUGUGGUGGCCCGACGCCUGGGCCGAGGCUCUGUCAGUGACUGUAGCGAUGGCACGUCAGAGCUGGAAGAGCCGCUGGGAGAGGACCCCCGGGCCCGACCGCCUGGCCCCCCGGAGCUGGGUGCCUUCCGCGGGCCCCCGCUGGCCCGCCUGCCCCAUGACCCUGGUGUCUUCCGUGUCUACCCCCGGCCCCGGGGUGGCCCUGAGCCCCUCAGCCCUUUCCCUGUGUCGCCUCUAGCCGGGCCUGGCUCCCUGCUGCCCCCUCAGCUCUCACCGGCUCUGCCCAUGACACCCACCCACCUGGCCUACACUCCCUCACCCACGCUGAGCCCUAUGUACCCCAGUGGUGGCGGGGGCCCCAGCGGCUCGGGGGGAGGCUCCCACUUCUCCUUCAGCCCUGAGGACAUGAAACGGUACCUGCAGGCCCACACCCAAAGCGUCUACAACUACCACCUCAGCCCCCGCGCCUUCCUGCACUACCCUGGGCUGGUGGUGCCGCAGCCCCAGCGCGCUGACAAGUGCCCGCUGCCGCCCAUGGCACCUGAGACCCCGCCAGUCCCCUCCUCAGCCUCGUCCUCCUCUUCUUCCUCCUCCUCUCCAUUCAAGUUUAAGCUCCAGCCGCCCCCACUGGGACGCCGGCAGCGGGCGGCUGGGGAGAAGGCUCUGGCGGGCGCUGACAAGGGCAGUGGCGGUGCCCUCGGUGGCGGUGGCAGCGCAGGCGGGCUGGCCGAGGGGGCCGGGGCGCUGGCCCCCCCCGCCCCCCCACCGCCCCCUCCCCAGAUCAAGGUGGAGCCUAUCUCGGAAGGCGAGUCAGAGGAGGUGGAGGUGACUGACAUCAGCGACGAGGAUGAGGAAGACGGGGAAGUGUUCAAGACGCCUCGUGCCCCCCCUGCACCCCCAAAGCCCGACCCCGGCGAGGCACCCGGGGCAGCCCAAUGCAUGCCCCUCAAGUUGCGCUUUAAACGGCGCUGGAGUGAAGACUGUCGCCUGGAGGGGGGUGGGGGCCCCACUGGGGGCCUCGAGGAUGAGGGAGAGGACAAGAAGGUGCGUGGGGAGGGGCCUGGGGAGGCCGGGGGGCCCCUCACCCCAAGGCGGGUGAGUUCUGACCUCCAGCACGCUACCGCCCAGCUCUCUCUGGAGCAUCGAGAUUCCUGAGGGCUGUGGGCAGGGGACCCCCGUUCCCUCCACCCCCCCCCCCCCGCCUCUUUUGCUGCCUUAACCCCCCCAUUCCCUGGAGGUGAGGGCAGCUUUCUCGUCUCUUCCCUGCCUCCUCCCUUUCCCCUCCCCCAUGUUUUGUAUGAAACUUUUAAUUUCUUUUUUUUUUUUUUUAACAGUGAGGGUGGGUGGGUGCCCAGGGCUGGGGGCUGUCCCCUGUCUCUAUGGGUUUCUAAGCUCCGGGCAGAGUGGUAGGGGGGAGGGGGGAGUUAAGGGGGCCACCUCCAUUCUGGGGAAUUUAUAUUUGAACUGAGGCUCUGGCCUCAAAGCCCAGGAACUUUUUUAUUACAAUCGCUUAGGAAGUAAAGCCUUGUCUCCCUCCCUGUUCUCUGCCUCCUGUACCUCUCUCCCUUUCCACCCCCGGCCAUCCUCAGCCCCGAUCCUGCCUUCCCUGCCCCUCCAGGGGCCAUGAGUGCCUGGGUUUCUCAUACCCCCCCACAGGGUUGCAGCAGAGGAGGGAGGAACGUUUUAUGAUGAACCUGAACCAAAAAUUCUGUUGGGGGGGGGUUGGGGGUGGAGGAGGGUGAGGGGUGCCGCCCAUAGGCCACAAAUCUCUACAAGUGCCUGCUAUCCCUCUCCUACUUCCCACCCCAGCGCCAGUCCAACCCCUUCACCCCCAGCUGCUCCUAGGACUAGCCCGUAGGCAGGCAGGUGGGAAGGGGGUGCCCUGAAACCAAACUGGAAGCCCCCUCUGCCUCCCAGCUGGGGCCCCUGGGCUGGGGGUCUGUGGUCAAGCCUUAUUCUGUAUUGGGGACGGAGGGUUGGGGGGAGGGAAGUUGGGGGCUGCUGGAGAAUGUAUUCAAAACAAUAAAACUUUGGACCUU
Molecule: messenger RNA, 3877 nt
Organism: Balaenoptera acutorostrata (minke whale)
Lineage: Eukaryota; Metazoa; Chordata; Mammalia; Artiodactyla; Balaenopteridae
Gene: ERF
Product: ETS2 repressor factor
Exons: 4
Coding region: 1542-2993 (483 amino acids)
Biological process (GO): cell differentiation; regulation of transcription by RNA polymerase II
Cellular component (GO): nucleus
Molecular function (GO): DNA-binding transcription factor activity, RNA polymerase II-specific; sequence-specific DNA binding
Source: RefSeq, a predicted model, not a curated record